AUGUACGGAGAUUUGUCAUCGUUUUCAAUGACCAGUGCUGCCACCGAUGUUGCCACUUUCAUCUCCGAACAUACGAACGGUGAAAACACUACGGUGUACGGAGUGAGUUAUGAAACAGCUUUGGUGGAGCGACUCAUGCAUUUGGACACUCCGACGAUGACCGGAUAUGUUCUUGAUAGCAUUGCUACGACAUCGGGAGCGUCGGCGGCAUUUCCACAACUCAAGACCAGCAACUUUCCCUUUUGCAACCCUCCAGCAUCACUAUGCCCACAAGUGCUGACAUCUGUGCUUUCUUCUUCGAAGCGGGAGCCGACUAUCGCUACACGUGCAAGAUCUGUAACGGAGCUCGCAAGCAGGCCCUACUCCAACCUGCUUGGCACCAGACACCCCGGUUACUUUACUGAGAUGGCUACAUCUCGCCGUGCGGAGAACGGAACGAUGGAGUCCUUUGGCUUCGUCUCAGAGGCGGUGGACCAUUUGGAAACACCCGCGCUUUCAAGGCCAAUGAUGGAAAAACGAUUUAGAGCCGUGGAAGUCUCCGAUGGUGGGUUCUACGAAGUGGAUUACGGCGGAAUCUACAAAUUGAGUCCACUGUACUGUGCUUUUUCCAAAGAGCCCUCUCCCGUUUGCAACGAAAUCAAAUCGGAAAGGUACCCUUCAAAAGGUAUCAUAUAUGAGCGCGACGAAUACUGGAACAAAAGUGCGGUAAUUCCAAAACAAGCGAGUGUGUUGCUUCUAAGUGGCAAGUUGGACCCACAGACACCGCACAAGCAUGCCGAGUACCUAUUCGAAGUGCUGGAAGGUGACAACAAGGAGCUUACUACUUUUGACUACGCUACGCAUGGGAUCAUUGUAUCCACUCAACUUGUGGAGGAGGAUCCGUCAAGCGAGACUUGUGGAAUGAGGUUACUUGCAUCAUAUGUGAAAAAUGGCGGAGAUCUAGCCCGUCUUGACAAGACUUGUGUGGGUGAGAUGCCGAGAUUCAACUGGAAGAUUUCGACUGAUUAUAUGUACGGUAUCUUGGGCACUGACGAGCCGUACGACGAGUCCAAAAAGCGUGAGGCGAAACAGAAAACCGUAAAUACAUCAUUAAAUGAAGCCUCCAUGAACUGCUUCCCUGUCAAAUGGCGAUAG
Molecule: messenger RNA, 1134 nt
Organism: Phytophthora infestans T30-4
Lineage: Eukaryota; Oomycota; Peronosporomycetes; Peronosporales; Peronosporaceae
Exons: 5
Coding region: 1-1134 (377 amino acids)
Source: RefSeq, a predicted model, not a curated record